Molecule: messenger RNA, 4903 nt
Organism: Haliotis rufescens (red abalone)
Lineage: Eukaryota; Metazoa; Mollusca; Gastropoda; Lepetellida; Haliotidae
Product: telomerase protein component 1-like
Exons: 18
Coding region: 1-3279 (1092 amino acids)
Cellular component (GO): Cul4-RING E3 ubiquitin ligase complex
Molecular function (GO): protein binding
Source: RefSeq, a predicted model, not a curated record
AUGGGCUGUGGGUCCUCUGAAUACGCCAACUUGGAAGACAUCAGAUCUACCUCGUCAAACACUGUCAACAAGCCCACAAUUAGCAUUGAAGCAGCUCCAGACAUGAUCUCGACACACACAACAGUGAACUCUAGUCAAAACACCCCUGGGCUAGACAACAAGACCUCCUCAACAUCGGGCUCCAAAUGCACUGGCGAGGAUCCAAAUUCUACAAAGGAGGUUGAAAAUUCCAAAGACCAAAGUGACGAAAGUUUAUCAAAGACAACAAAAUGGCAGACAGUUAAUGUUGAAGAGUUGAUGAGGAGUCUGAACAUCAGCAUUGACGAUGAAACUGUCAAGUGGUGGGAUCUGGUCGAUCAUCUUGUUGUCAGGGAUACCCCGGUGAUCAAGCCCCACUUAAAGCGGAAGACAUGGAAGACAAUUCGUCUUUUCAUCAGCUCAACGUUCAAGGACAUGAGUUCGGAGAGAGAGGUCCUGGUGAAGGGGGUAGUUCCAGCACUGAGGCAGUGGUGUACAGAGAGGCGCCUCCGCCUCGUGGAAUGUGACCUCCGAUGGGGCGUACCCAAAGAUUCAGACACCAGGGAAACUUUCCUUGCCUGCUUGUCAGAGAUAGACAGAUGUCGAGAUCAAAAUGAGUAUCCCUACUUCCUGAACAUGUUGUCAGAGCGCUACGGGAGUGUCAUGAAGCCAGAGGAGGUCCCAGAAGACAUCAAAAUCAGAUACAAAUGGCUGCCGGGGAUGUCAGUGACGGCACUGGAAGUCUUCACAGGAGUGUACUGGGAGAGAAACCCCAAUGCAUUGUUCAUGAUGCGGCAGCCAGGCUUCUUGAAUGGCGUGACCGAUGAAAACAUCCGCAAGGUCUACCAGGAGUCGGAUCCUGGAACAGCCGAGUCUCUGCGGGUCCUCAAAGGCAAGAUCAGGGAGAAGUACGGAGACAGGACACACGACUAUAGCUGCCAUGUGGAGAACACGGAAAACGGCAAGCUGGUACUUGGGGGACUAGAAGACUUCAUUGUGAAGGUCCACGACCAUUUCAAGGCGUGUAUUGAGAGGCAGUACCCCUUUGACUCCCAGCAGCAGCAGAUGACAGAGGUGGAAGUGGCAUAUGCUGAACAAGAAGACUUCCUCCUCCUCAGAUCACAGGGUUUGAAAGGCCGUGAUGACAUAGUUGAUAAAAUAUCCAACUACAUCAACAGCAGCGUUGACAGCACCUGCAUCAUAUACUUGGCGGGGUCAGCAGGGGCAGGGAAGAGCUCCCUGAUGGCAGCCUCAGCAAAGAAGGCCAUUGAGAAUGACAAGUUCAAGGUGUUCUUCCAUUUUGUUGGUGCUACUCCAGACUCCACCAACUCGUACAGUGUCCUAUCAAGGAUGUUCCACGAGUGCAUGCCCCCGAACACCGUGCCUCCUAUUGACCCAGACGAGAUGAUGAGAUACACAAAAACCAUGUUUGAGAAGUCAACAGAAUAUGUCCUUGAUCAGGGAUAUGAAAAACUUGUGGUUUAUAUUGAUGCUCUGAAUCAAAUGGAUGAUGAAGGGAUGGCUCACAAACUUGGAUGGCUGCCCCGAAAACUUCCAAAGGGGAUGCGCCUCAUUGUCAGCACACUAGAGGGCACCACACUAGAGUCCAUGAGGUCACAUGAGGUCCAGUGUAACGAGGUGACAGUGGACCCACUGAACAGAGACUACAGGACCAACAUAGUUGGUGAAUAUCUUGCUGAAUACAACAAGUUGCUGGACAAGGAGCAGAUGCAACUGUUGGUGACCAAGGAAGAUGCAGGACGGCCAUUAUAUCUCGCCAUCUCGUGUGAAGAGCUCCGAGUGUUUGGGGAGUUCCGGAAACUCACAAGUAAAAUACAGAGUCUCCCUGGUGACCUGUCUGGUGUUAUUGAAAUUGUGUUAAACCGCAUCAUUAAGGAGUAUGGUGGAGACAAGGUCCUGUCCACACUGUGUCUCAUCGAGACAUCAAGGUUCGGCCUGUCUGAGGCUGAGCUGGUGCAACUCCUGGCAGUGGAGCCUCUCAUCCCGAGCAGCAGCAGCAGCAACACUGACACCAUCCAGUUUACUGGGCAGAAGAUUCACAUGGCAGAGUGGGCAUUUGUGUACCUCGGCCUCCACCAGUUUCUGCGACCUUGUGGAGGGGGUUCAGAUGAUGGGCGACUUGACUUCUACCACAGAACGUCCAGCAAGGUGGUGCGCCAAGUAUUCCUGAAGGACGAGGCAACCAGGGUGGCCUAUCACAAAAGACUUGCUGCCUUCUUUAAACAAUGCAAGGACAUUGCCAGGAAGUGCGAGGAGCUCCCAUACCACCUACUGUCAGCCCAGGAUUGGACUGAGCUCCGUGCAGUGCUGACAGACAGAGCAGUGUUUGAGCACAUGUCCCAGGACAAACACAAGCAGUACCUGAUGAAGACCUGGCAACAGCUGGGGGGGUACACUGAGGCAGCGGCUGCAUAUACCAACUUCCUGAAGGAACUCAUUGAGUCACAAAACCUUGAGGACACUGACGAAGGCUACCGACUCCAGACCCGCGUAGGUUGGUUCAUGGUGGACAUUGGCCAAUACGAUCAGUGCCUUGACCUUCUGUACAAGGUCAUUGAGGGGUCAAAGAAGAAGUAUGGUGAAAAGGCAAAGGAACUGGCUGACCCAAUGUAUGCAGUGAUGACUGCACUUUACAGGAAAGCUCUCACCUUUGUGUAUAACACCCACCCAGGUUACAGAUCCAGCAGGAUAUAUGGGGAGAAGUACGCACCUCAGUGUGAAACGAUUCACCGCUUGCACUGGGCACCUGAUGAUGACUACCUGGGCCAGGUGUUGGUGACAUGUGGUUAUUUCAAGUCUUCGCUCCUGAAGAACUGCAGAGAAAUCUUUGCAAAGACCAUGAACAAGAAGGGUCUUUCUGAGGUUCUGUACAUGCUGGGAGAGAAGGACCAGUACAACAGCGACAUCGGAGUUCCCGAGUCCUACUUUGAGCAGUCCCAGGCCCUGUGCCUUGCCUCUUUUGGCCGAUAUCAUCUUCAGACUGCACGAUGCUACCAGCUGUACGGGCAGCUGUACUGGAACAGGUGGAGCAUAACCGCAGGUCGCCAGGACUGGCUGGAGAAGUGCCUGGCCCUGUACUUGGUGGAGCUGGAGAUCCUUGAGGAGGUCCAGGGGAAGCUGCACCCCAACACUGUGCGAUCCCGGGAAGAUGUCAUCAUCAUCCUCCAGAAACUCAACAGACAUGACGAGGCCAAGAAAUACAACCAGGAUCAACCUGCUGAUGCCAAGACCAUUGCUUAACUAUGACGCGGACAAGAAGUACAACCAGGAUCCACCUGCUGAUGCCAAGACCAUUGCUUAACUAUGACGCGGACAAGAAGUACAACCAGGAUCCACCUGCUGAUGCCAAGACCAUUGCUUAACUAUGACGGGGAGGAUCAACCUGCUGAUGCCAAGACCAUUGCUUAACUAUGACGCGGACAAGAAGUACAACCAGGAUCCACCUGCUGAUGCCAAGACCAUUGCUUAACUAUGACGCGGACAAGAAGUACAACCAGGAUCCACCUGCUGAUGCCAAGACCAUUGCUUAACUAUGACGCGGACAAGAAGUACAACCAGGAUCCACCUGCUGAUGCCAAGACCAUUGCUUAACUAUGACGCGGACAAGAAGUACAACCAGGAUCCACCUGCUGAUGCCAAGACCAUUGCUUAACUAUGACGCGGACAAGAAGUACAACCAGGAUCCACCUGCUGAUGCCAAGACCAUUGCUUAACUAUGACGCGGACAAGAAGUACAACCAGGAUCCACCUGCUGAUGCCAAGACCAUUGCUUAACUAUGACGCGGACAAGAAGUACAACCAGGAUCCACCUGCUGAUGCCAAGACCAUUGCUUAACUAUGACGCGGACAAGAAGUACAACCAGGAUCCACCUGCUGAUGCCAAGACCAUUGCUUAACUAUGACGCGGACAAGAAGUACAACCAGGAUCCACCUGCUGAUGCCAAGACCAUUGCUUAACUAUGACGGGGAGGAUCAACCUGCUGAUGCCAAGACCAUUGCUUAACUAUGACGGGGAGGAUCCACCUGCUGAUGCCAAGACCAUUGCUUAACUAUGACGCGGACAAGAAGUACAACCAGGAUCCACCUGCUGAUGCAAAGACCAUUGCUUACCUGUGACAAGGCCAACAAGUACAACCAGGAUCAACCUGCUGAUGCCAAGACCAUUGUUCAUCUGUAUGGAUGAUGUUUAGGAGUGUAUUUAAUGCCAUUUAAUGUUCAACCCAGAUGAUAGUUAGACUAUUGCUUGGCUAUGUCUGGAUGAGACAAGGUACAGUUGAUCAGGCAGCUGACAUUGUUCAUCUUCCCGAGGCAAGGGAGUUAACUGUCCAGUUUCCACCCUUGCAAAAUGAGCCUAGAAUUUCGAAGUUAUCAUUUGGCUGGACGAACGAGUCUAUGCAUAGUCCAAUUAAUAUCACGUAACAAAAUCGACAUCCAGUUCAUUCACUGCCAUGCAAAUUUAGGUUGAUUGCAGGAUUUGCAAAGCAUUUGUACCAUCAACUGGGCAUUGCUCAUUCUGGGUCAGAAUAGGUACUCAUCAACAUUUGCUGGUCAUAAGCGACAACCAAAUGGAUUAGGUGGGCAAACUCAGUGACUUGGUGUGGAUCGUUGCUCACAAUAUCAAUCACUGGAUUGUCUGGUCUAAAUAUGAUUAUGUUCAGGCCGUGGUCAUGUAGCUGGAAUUUUGUUGAUUGCGGUGUUAAACUACAGACAAAGAAACAGACAUAAUGUGGUAAUGAUUUUGUCUCCCUGACUGGAGAUCUGGUGUAUGUUGCAGUAGUUACAAAUGAUAUCUUAUUAUAGAUAUUAAUGAUUUUGUUUGUUUUUUAACGCCGCACUCAGUAAUAUUCCAGCUAUAUGACGUCAA